Herpailurus yagouaroundi (jaguarundi) is the source of this 5205-nucleotide messenger RNA. It is a transcript of the gene TFRC, whose product is annotated as transferrin receptor. The record is from RefSeq and is a predicted model, not a curated record. Gene Ontology annotation, molecular function: transferrin receptor activity. The coding region runs from base 113 to 2422 and encodes 769 amino acids. The transcript has 19 exons. Gene Ontology annotation, cellular component: external side of plasma membrane. Gene Ontology annotation, biological process: intracellular iron ion homeostasis; transferrin transport. Lineage: Eukaryota; Metazoa; Chordata; Mammalia; Carnivora; Felidae.
AAACAGCCGGUUGGGGGCGUACAUCCCCCACAGAGCCUCAGCUUUGACCUGUAGCGGCUCGGGCGGUAGCGGCCGGAGGGGGAGACUGUGUUCUUUUGUGUGGCAGCUCAGAAUGAUGGAUCAAGCCAGAUCAGCAUUCUCUACCUUGUUUGGUGGAGAACCAUUGUCCUAUACCCGGUUUAGUCUGGCUCGGCAAGUAGAUGGUGACAACAGUCAUGUGGAGAUGAAACUAGCUGCAGAUGAAGAAGAAAAUGUUGACAAUAACAUGAGGGAUAAUGGUGCCAGUGUCACGAAACCAAAAAGGUUUAAUGGAUUUAUCUGCUAUGGGACUAUCGCUAUAAUCCUCUUUUUCUUGAUUGGAUUUAUGAUUGGCUACUUGGGCUAUUGUAAACGUGUAGAAGCAAAGUCUGAAUGUGAGAGACCAGCAGGAACAGAGUCUCUGGAGGUAGAGGGAACUGAACCUUCAGAAACAGAAGAGUACUUUCCUGAAGCACCUUCUCACUUAUUUUGGUCGGACCUCAAAACAAUGCUGUCAGAGAAGCUGAGUAACACAGAGUUCACCAGCACCAUCAGGCAGCUGAAUGAAAAUUCAUAUUUCCCUCGUGAGGCUGGAUCUCAAAAAGAUGAAAGCCUUGCCUUUUUCAUUGAGAACCGAUUCCGUGAGCUUCAACUUAGCAAAGCCUGGCAUGAUGAACAUUUUGUUAAGGUUCAGGUCAAAGGCAGUGCUUCAAACUCAGUGACCAUAGUGGGCACGAACAGUGGCAUGGUAUACCUGGUGGAGAGUCCAGAGGGCUAUGUGGCAUACAGUAAAGCAGCGACAGUUACUGGUAGACUGGUCCAUGCUAAUUUUGGCACUAAAAAAGACUUUGAGAAUUUAAACUCUCCUGUGAAUGGAUCUUUAGUGAUUGUUAGAGCAGGGAAAAUCACUUUUGCUGAAAAGGUUGCAAAUGCUGAAAGCUUCAAUGCAAUUGGUGUCUUGAUAUACAUGGACCAGGCUAAAUUUCCCAUUACUAAUGCAGAGAUUCCAUUCUUUGGACAUGCCCAUCUGGGAACAGGUGACCCAUAUACACCUGGAUUCCCUUCUUUCAAUCAUACUCAGUUUCCACCAUCGCAGUCAUCAGGAUUGCCGAAUAUACCUGUCCAAACAAUCUCCAGAGCCACUGCAGAAAAGUUGUUUGGAAAUAUGGAAGGAGACUGUCCUUCUGCUUGGGAAACAGACUCCUCCUGUAGGCUGGAAACCUCACGGAACUGGAAUGUGAAGCUCACUGUGAACAACGUGCUGAAAGAGAUAAGAAUUUUUAACGUGUUUGGAGUUAUUAAAGGUUUUGAAGAACCUGAUCGCUAUGUUGUAGUAGGGGCUCAGAGGGAUGCCUGGGGUCCUGGAGCUGCAAAGUCUAGCGUAGGAACAGCUCUCCUCUUGGAACUUGCACGGAUACUCUCUGAUAUGGUCUUAAAAGGUGGCUUUAAACCGAGCAGAAGCAUUGUCUUUGCCAGCUGGAGUGCUGGAGACUUCGGAGCUGUUGGUGCCACUGAAUGGCUAGAGGGAUACCUUUCCUCCUUGCAUUUAAAGGCUUUCACUUACAUUAAUCUGGACAAAGCUGUUCUUGGUACCAGCAACUUCAAGGUUUCUGCCAGUCCACUGUUGUAUUCGCUUAUUGAGAAGAUGAUGAAAGAUGUGAAACACCCAGUUACUGGGCAGUCUCUUUAUCGGGACAGCAAUUGGAUCAACAAAGUUGAGAAAUUUUCUUUGGAUAAUGCUGCUUUCCCUUUCCUUGCGUAUUCUGGAAUCCCAGCAGUUUCUUUCUGUUUUUGUGAGGACACAGAUUAUCCUUAUUUGGGUACUACCAUGGAUGUCUAUGAGAAACUCAUUCAGAAAGUUCCUCAGUUGAACAAAAUGGCACGUGCAGCAGCAGAAGUAGCUGGUCAGCUUAUAAUGAAACUUACCUAUGAUCUUGAAUUGAACCUGAACUAUGAGAUGUAUAAUGACAAAAUACUUUCAUUUGUGAGGGAUGUGAGCCGAUUCAGAGCAGACAUAAAAGAGAUGGGUCUGAAUCUACAGUGGCUGUAUUCUGCUCGUGGAGACUUUUUCCGUGCCACCUCCAGACUGACAACAGAUUAUAGGAAUGCUGAGAGAACAAACAGAUUUAUCAUGAGGGACAUCAAUGACCGUAUCAUGAGAGUGGAAUAUCACUUCCUCUCACCCUAUGUAUCUCCGAGAGAGUCUCCUUUCCGACAUAUCUUUUGGGGCACUGGCUCUCACACUCUGUCAGCAUUACUAGAGCAUCUGAAGCUGCGCCAGGAAAACAUCAGUGCUUUUAAUGAAACACUGUUUAGAAACCAGUUGGCUCUAACAACUUGGACUAUUCAAGGGGCUGCAAAUGCCCUCUCUGGUGACAUUUGGGACAUUGACAAUGAGUUUUAAAUGUGGUACCCAUAACUUAUAUGAGAACAGCAGGGUAGUGUGAUUUUUAGACUUGUGCUGGUUGUGCUAAAUUUUUAGUAGGGCUACAAAACCUAAUAUUAAAAUUCUACCCAGCCAUCUUGGUACCACUAGAUUUCUUUAGGCAGCAGCUUUUAAUACAGGGUAGGUACCUGCACUUCAAGUUAAAGUGAAUAACCACUUAAAAAUGUUCAUGAUAGAAUCUUUUCUCUGAUUAUCUCUAAAAUUUUAAAUGUGUUGUAUGGUAACUGCCUCUUUCUUGUUAGAGUUAUGACAAAGUCAGAACCAGUUACGUAAACUAUUGCUCUAAAUCCUAAGGACAUGAACCGGUAUCUUCUAAGUGCGAGGGAGGUGGUGUCUCCUGGACGCUGGAAGUGGUAGCUUAGUGGGAUCCUCCACCUGCACUUGAUGCUGGAUAGGAGAUACCAGGUUGUAAGACUUUAUUCUCCAAAUGAGAUCUAUGCCUUCCGUAAGGAUUUAGCUGGUUUCCACAUCCCUGAAUGAAACAGUUAACUUUCAGAAGAGAUGGGACUUGUUUUCUUGCCAGUGAGGUCUGAAACAGAGGUCCUUCCGCUAGAUAAAGUGAGGUUCAACUGUUUAUCACAGGAGUAAGGCCUUAAUGUGUUAACCUCAAGAUUAUUUAUGAAAAGAGGAGACCAGAAGCCAAAGACCUAGAUUUUCUUUUCCUCUGCCCCUGCCCCAUAAGCCUUUGUAUUAGUUUUUUGUCGUCUUUGUGUUUCCCAAAGUAUUUUGAAAGAAAACCAGCUUUAGGUGUUUAAUUUCAAACUCAGUUUGUCAGACUUUAAAGAACACGCUGCCAAAUUUUGGCCAAAGUGUUAAUUUUUUGGAAAAGCUUUCUAUCAUUUUGGCACUGAGAUAUUUAUUGUUUAUUUAUCAGUGACAGAGUUCACUAUAAAUGGUGUUUUUUUUAUAGAAGAUAAUUAUCGGAAGCAGUGCCUUCCAUAAUUAUGACAGUUAUACUGUCGUUUUUUUUUUAAUAAAAGCAGCAUCUGCUAAUAAAACCCAACAGAUACUGGAAGUUUUGCAUUUAUGGUCAACACUUGAGGGUUUUAAAAAACGGCCACACGCCAAAUAAAAUUAUAAAGCUAAAUAUUGGUGAAGAAUUCAAUUGAAUUAGGAGUUGCUAAUCAAGUUAGAAUUUUAGUCAACCAGAUAAAAAUGGCAGUUCUUAAAGGGAAGGAAUUGUGACUAAGUUAUACAUUAAUGUCACUUAAAGGCUGUGAUACUCAUACAUGUGAAAUUUUACGGCUCAAUUUAUCCAAGGUGUAACUUUAAUUCGAAUUUUGCAAAAUUUCCAGUACCUUUGUCACAAACGUAACUCACAUUAUCGGGAGCAGUGUCUUCCAUAAUGUAUAAAGAACAAGGUAGUUUUUGCCUACCACAGUGUCUAUAUCGGAGACAGUGAUCUCCAUAUGUUACACUAAGGGUGUACGUAAUUAUCGGGAACAGUGUUUCCCAUAAUUUUCUUCAUGCAAUGACAUCUUCAAAGCUUGAAGAUCGUUAGUAUCUAACAUGUAUUCCCAGCUCCCUAUAAUUCUCUUUUAGUUUUAGUUGCAGAAACAUUUUAUGGUCAUUAAACAUUUGGUGGGUGAAUUCAACCACUAUAAAAUAAAAUUACUUCAUUCGAGAGUCUUUGUUUUUAAACCUAAUGUAGUGUUUUAUUAUAUUUGUGGUUUCUCCAGGUCUUCUGUUUAGUGGGAUGGUAGUCCACAUUUACAAUGUUUGCUGUUGACAAAUGAAUUUAACUUUAUCCCCUUAUUUGCAUGUCAUGUCCUGGAAACUUAGUUCACACAAGUUUAUAUCCAGAAUUGAUCUUUUAGCUUAAAUCAGGGGAAACUUGUAUAGGAGACUCAGGGGGCUGGGGGAGUGAAAUGUGUAGGGAAGCAAAGCUUGCAAAAGGAUCCUUGAUCAUGUCUCCCUACCCGUUAGUAUAUGGUGGUUUUAAGUUAAACAGAGAUGUGAACAAGUAAGUUUGAAGCUACAUGAGUAAAGACUUUAUUUUCUAGUCCACCAUCAUUAUAAACCUGAUAAUCAGUUGUUUGUUAUAGGGCAGUUCACCCUAAGAAACUGCCACCUAAGAAAAAGUCCAUAGACUUAACGUCCCUUACCGAAGUUAACAUAGGUCUAGAUUAUUACAGCCUCACUGAAUUGUUUCACCUGCUCAUGGUCUAUUUAGUCUUCACGGUGUUUUAUCUUGAACUGGUGUUUAGUGUAGCUAAGUGGAAAGGUCAUAGCUGGGAUUCCUGGUUUGGGUAUCAUGCUUUACCACACUUUAAUGAAAGCUCAGUAACUUCAAGACAUACUAUGAAUAUGGGCAUACAUUUUACAGCAGUAGAUCUCUUCAAAUACCUCUUUUCUGUAGUGAGGAUUGAGUUAUUUCUAAUCAAAAAAGCCAGUAAGUGGUAAGAGGCGUAAUAUUUCUGAAUGAAAUGUGUAUCUGACUAGUGACAACCUGCUGGACUUCAGAUUUUGUCUGGUUAUAGAUAUCAGGUGCAUUGUGAAGGUAAAGGAUAAAUGAGCUCUAUCAUGAUUCACUAUUCUAUAACUUGCAUGACCUUUACUGUGUUUCCUCUUUGAAUGUUCUUGAAAUUUUAGUUGGCUAAACAUGGCUUAUUAGACUUGCCAACCUACUGCUCAUCGAUAUCUUUGUAAACAAAUGAUAUGCCCUUAUAAUUGUGUCCAAACUGGUAUGUGCAACAGUGUGGAAAUUCCUUAUCUGAUUUAAUAAAAUGCUUGAACACGGA